Molecule: messenger RNA, 786 nt
Organism: Teleopsis dalmanni
Lineage: Eukaryota; Metazoa; Arthropoda; Insecta; Diptera; Diopsidae
Product: tigger transposable element-derived protein 4-like
Exons: 2
Coding region: 1-786 (261 amino acids)
Molecular function (GO): nucleic acid binding
Source: RefSeq, a predicted model, not a curated record
AUGACUAGUGAGCUCUGGAAAGAAAUAGUCCACGAACUAGAUGCAGAUAUGAAGAAGCAAAAACGGAAGAUUUUGUUGUUUUUUGAUAAUGCCACAAGCCACAAUAUUUUAGAAGGGUGUGAAAACAUUAAAUUCAGCUUUUUACCACCAAAUACAACGGCUUCAGUUCAAUCACUAGAUCAAGGCAUUAUACACUGCUUCAAAUUGGAGUAUAGACGCAUAUUGGUAAAACAACAGCUAAUUGCCGUAAAUUCUGGAAUAUCAACAACUGAAUUUUUAAAAACAAUUUCAUUGUUGGACGUUCUACAUUUUGUAAACGAUGGGUGGAAGAACGUAACGCAAUUAACUAUUCGCAAUUGUUUUAAAAAGGCUGGAUUUAAUCUGUACCUCAAUGGCGAAGGAACUACUGAUGACAACGAGGAAGAGUCCGAUGAGAUAGAAUAUGGACAACGUAUUGAUUGGAAUGAAUAUGCAACAAUAGAUAAAGAUAUACCUUGUCAUGGUAAGUUAACGGAUGAGGAAAUUGUGCAAUCACUGGUUCCCAAUGAUAACGAAAACGGCAGCAAUGGAGACUUUGACAGUGAUGACGAUGCCGACGAUGAACCCGAACGCAAUACUCUGAAUGAAGGUUUUUUCGCCAUUGAGGUGCUGAAGCGUAUUUGCAUUCAAAAUAAUUGCGAAGAAUUUUUGCCAAACCUUACAUCUUUGGAGGAUAGAUUUUUUAAUUUAUCUAUAAAAGCGGCUCCAGUGCAAACAAAAAUUACAACUUUCUUUAAAAAGAACUAA